Plectropomus leopardus (leopard coralgrouper) is the source of this 573-nucleotide messenger RNA. The record is from RefSeq and is a predicted model, not a curated record. Lineage: Eukaryota; Metazoa; Chordata; Actinopteri; Perciformes; Serranidae.
UUGCAUGGCGACCUGACCUCUGCAGAGGUGGAGUCCGCUCAGUCCAAGAGGCAGCUGUGCGGCGGGAGCCAGGCGGCCAUCGAGAGGAUGAUCCAUUUCGGCAGGGAGCUCCAGAGCAUGAGCGAACACCUCCGCCGCGAGUGUGGCAAGAACUCAACCAACAAGAAGAUGCUCAAGGAUGCAUUCAGCCUGCUGGCCUACUCAGACCCCUGGAGCAGCCCGGUCGGAUACCAGCUGGACGCCAUUCAGAGAGAGCCGGUGUGCUCCACCCUCAACAGUGCAAUAUUAGAGACUCACAACCUGCCGAAGCAGCCCCCGCUGGCCCAGGCCGUGGGUCAGGCCGCCCAGUGCCUCGCCAUCAUGGCACGAACUGGCAGCGGAUCCUGCGCCUUCGCCUCUGUGGACGAUUACCUGCACUAGCCCUUUGUAUACACACACGCACACGCACGCACGCACGCGCGCACACACACACACACACACGGACUCUGAGGAUCUGUCCAGAAAUGGCUCCUCCCACCUCCUCCAUCAGUGUAGUCCUAUUAGCCGAGGAGACGCUCCUCUGCACGAUAACAA